This is a messenger RNA of Meriones unguiculatus (Mongolian gerbil), 590 nucleotides long. RefSeq names its product WAP four-disulfide core domain protein 18-like. Gene Ontology annotation, cellular component: extracellular region. The record is from RefSeq and is a predicted model, not a curated record. Lineage: Eukaryota; Metazoa; Chordata; Mammalia; Rodentia; Muridae. The transcript has 4 exons. Gene Ontology annotation, molecular function: peptidase inhibitor activity. The coding region runs from base 119 to 418 and encodes 99 amino acids. Gene Ontology annotation, biological process: innate immune response; antibacterial humoral response.
CAAGUUCUUUGCAGGCACUUUCUGAAAAGCUCCUCUUUCUGUAUUUCCUGAUUGGCUGCCUCUUCCCACACCCAGACUUCUACCUUCACUCUGUGAGUUCAGCCCAGACAGAGUCGACAUGAAGACAGCCACAGUCUUGGUUCUGGUGACUUUGAUCACCGUGGGUAUGAACAUUGCCUGCGCUCUGUCUUCUUCCAAAACAACACAAAAACCUGGAGCUUGUCCCGAGCUGCCCCCCAACAUUUUUGGAAUUUGUGUUGAAAGGUGCUCAGGAGAUGACUCAUGCCCCGAAGAAAUGAAGUGCUGCAGCAAUGGGUGUGGUCAUGUCUGCAAAUCUCCUGUCUUUAAGGCAGAGGUGGGAAAGAUGUCUGAGUGGAGAACAACCAGCAGAAUGCUUAAGACUGCCGACAGCCCUUGAAAGAUGGAUUCUCUAAUUACACGCACGACUGAUGGCCAGGCCCGGAAGAUUUCUUCUGAAUCCAUGGAGGGUGAUCUUGGCUACUCCCUGCUCUAGAACUGCAUCCUUGGAAGAUGAAGAGCUAUCACGUGGCCACCACUUCCUCACAUGCUUGUGUCUAAAAUAAACUCUC